This is a messenger RNA of Miniopterus natalensis, 1103 nucleotides long. RefSeq names its product MAX dimerization protein 3 (gene MXD3). Gene Ontology annotation, molecular function: protein dimerization activity; DNA-binding transcription factor activity, RNA polymerase II-specific; RNA polymerase II cis-regulatory region sequence-specific DNA binding. The record is from RefSeq and is a predicted model, not a curated record. Gene Ontology annotation, biological process: regulation of transcription by RNA polymerase II. NCBI's taxonomy places the organism in Eukaryota, Metazoa, Chordata, Mammalia, Chiroptera, Miniopteridae.
GUUGCACCGUGUCAGUUACAUUGUAACAAAAGUGGUCCUGCUGCUCCUCCGGCCUGCACCUCAGGCCCGCCCGCCGCCAGCUGUCGCCGACAUGGAAUCCGUGGCCAGCAACAUCCAGGUCCUGCUGCAGGCGGCCGAGUUCCUGGAACGCCGCGAGAGAGAGGCUGAGCACGGAUACGCGUCCCUGUUCCCGCACCGAAGUCCGGGCCCCGCCCACAGAAAGAGGAAGGGAUCCCUCCAAGCUCUUGGCGCGUUGGACAGUGGGCGGUCUGUGCACAAUGAGCUGGAGAAGCGCAGGAGGGCCCAGCUGAAGCGGUGCCUGGAGCAGCUGAAGCAGCAGAUGCCCCUGGGUGCUGACUGUGCCCGAUACACCACACUGAGCCUUCUGCGCCGGGCCAGGAUGCACAUCCAGAAGCUGGAGGAGCAGGAGCAGCGGGCCCAGAGGCUAAAGGAGAAGCUGCGCAGCAAGCAGCAGAGCCUGCAGCAGCAGCUGGAGCAGCUCCGGGGGCCGGCAGGGGCAGGCGAGCGGGAGCGGCUGCGGGCAGACAGCCUGGACUCCUCAGGCCUCUCCUCUGAGCGAUCCGACUCAGACCAAGAAGAGCUGGAGGUGGACGUGGAGAGCGUGGUGUUCGGGGGUGAGGCCGAGCUGCUACGGGGCUUCAGUGCAGGCCAGGAACACAGCUACUCACACAGCGGCGCCUGGUUAUGACCCUCACCACCCCAGAGCGUGCCUCUGCCCUCAGACCAUCCUCCGCUCCACUCUGCCAAGCAGGAGUCCUCCCCAAGCCUCAAGGGCUGCUCAGUCACCUCCUGUUGAAAUGGACUAAAAGGACCUUGGUGUGGGAGCAGGUGCUCCCCCUGACCCACUGCUGCAGCCCCUCCUAGAGGAGGGGGCCUGGCUUCCCCUGAGCCCAGUAGGGCAGGCAGCUUGGGCCUGGGCCACCCUUCCAGGCAUUUUUUUUUUGUAGCACUUGGCUCUGUUGUCCCAUGGGGACAGUAAGCCUCUUGGGCCCACCCCCAUGUUCCUUCCUAGACAAAGGCCCUCUGGCCUUUGCCCCAUAGAUACUGUACAGUGUUUUCAUUAAAAGGCUUUCUUAACUUCC